Plasmodium vinckei vinckei is the source of this 7935-nucleotide messenger RNA. RefSeq names its product formin 2, putative. Lineage: Eukaryota; Apicomplexa; Aconoidasida; Haemosporida; Plasmodiidae. The coding region runs from base 1 to 7935 and encodes 2644 amino acids. The record is from RefSeq and is a predicted model, not a curated record. The transcript has a single exon.
AUGAAAAGCGGGUUUGAAAUUAAUAAGAAUAAAGAAGAAAUAGAUAAAAUAAAUGAAACAGAAAAAGAAAAAAAGAAUGAAAUAAAAAACAAUGGUGAAAUGUACGACGAUCAGGUUGAUAAUGACCAGAAGGAUUACAAAGAAAUGGGCUAUGAAAAAGUGAAUUAUAUAAAAUCAGGAUACAAAAAUGAUGAAUAUGAAAAUUAUGAGUUAACCAAAAGGGAGUCCGAUGAUGGAGGGCUCUCGAGUAUCAAUAGUAAAAUAGCUGGAGUAUAUCCACUUUGGAAAAUCGAAGAAAUAAAGGAAAACAACGAAAAGGACAUAUCUUACAAUAAGGUUUCCUCAAAUAAUAUACAAUAUAGUGAAACUGUAGGAAAUGAAUAUAUAAUAUUAGAUAAUUUUGUAAAAGAUGAAAGAAAAAAAAAGAAAAAAAGUAAAGACCAAAAUGAAGAGAAGCACACACCAUACACCAAAAAAUUCAAACAAAUAAAGAUAGAACAUAAUAUGCGUAAUAAAUAUAAUCAAAUAUCAGGAUUAAAUACAACCAAUUAUUUACUAAUUCCUGAUGGAAUACGACAUAAAUAUACAAAGACUUAUUUAUUUCAAAUAUCAAAACGGUUACUUGUAAUGAAAAAACCUUGGAGGUUACCAAAAAAUGUAGAAUUACAAAUUAAUAAUGUAUAUCAUUUAUCAAAUUAUAUAAAGGUUUUAGAAAGAGUGUCAAGUGAAUAUUUAAAUGAUUCUCCUGUAAAUUGUUAUUAUAAGGGCUUAGAUUUAUAUAAUAAAAAUGUGUUUGCAAAUAUAGAUUAUUUAUUAAAAAAAGUAGAUAUAAAAAAAUAUCCCAAAAAUAUAAAGCAUAAAAAUUUAAUAAAAAUAAAUGAAUGUUAUUAUGAUUUAAAUACAUUUGGGAAAUCGCCAAAUUCUAUGCUUUAUCAAUCUUACAUAAUUUGGGAUAUACAUGGUAAUUGUUUAAGUUUAGAACAAGAAUACGAUCAUUUUUUUGAUUCUCAGAUUAUGGAUUAUAAUUUUGGUGAAAAAGAUUAUCCAAAUUUAAAGUAUAUAUCUAGUAUUUGUAGUUCUAUAUUAUUUUGGUUGAAUUUAAAUCAAAAAGACAACUUUUCUAUUAUCAAUUAUCAUAAAAAUUGUUCAUUUACUUUGUUAAUAUUUUCAUGUGUUAUGCUUGCCCUUGAUAAUUCUUUAACAUUUCAUGAGAUUCAAGAAACAUUAUAUAAAUCAUCUAAAAUGGGAAGCUCAUCUGAUAAUGAUACUGAAACUGAUAUUGGCAGUGAUUUUGAAAAUGACAUGAAUAAAAUAAAAGAACUAGGUAUACACGAAAAAUAUUGUACUGAAUCUAACUAUUUGUUAAAAGAAUAUGAAUAUCUAUCUAAUUAUGAAAAUUGUAAUAACCAAAUUGAUAUUUUAAAUAAAAACUUAGAUGAUAUUGAAUAUAAUGAAGCCCUUUGUAAAGUCUCAUCGGAAAAAUUGGAUUUGGUUCAUUAUAACAGCACGUGUGAACAAAAUAAAUAUAAUAAUAAAUUAUAUCAUCGAAAUGAAGACGAAAAUGUUUUUAACAAUGUAUUGGAAUCUAGAAAAUAUAGCAACUUCAGCAUGAGUAAUAGUAUUAAUGAAAUUAGAUAUGCUAGAAAUAUAUAUACAAAUGAGAAAGGAGAAAUCAAAAAUACAUCCAAUGAUAAUAAUAAAGAAAAUAUUAGUCCUUUUAAAAAAAAAUUUCAAUAUCAUACACUGAAUCUAGGCAGUAAAGAUAAUAUAAUAUAUAACGAUACUGAAUUAGAUAAGACAAAAAAAAAAAAGUUAAAAAAAAAUAUUUCCAACUCUUGGGGAUUUGGCUCACCUAAUCUAGAUACACAUAAAAAUAAAAGUAAAAUAAAAGAUCAUCAUUUUUGGAUACCAUUUGAUUAUUGGAAAGCAUCACAUAAACGAUACUUUUUUUAUAUGUAUGAACUAAUUAAAAAUAAAAAUAAACAAACUAAAAAUACUCCAUACAAAUUAAAGAGUAUAAUUUUUACUGAUUAUGUCAUAUGCUCAUUGUCAGUAGAAGUAUAUGAAGUUAUAUAUAAAGAUAAUAAAUAUUUUUCUUUUAAUGAUUUAUCGAACACUCAAUUAAAUAUUGGCAAUUCUACUGAUGGAAACCAAAUAUAUAGUGAUAAAAAUUUUUCAGAUAUUAUGUAUACGUCUACUGAUAAUGAAUGUACACAAGACGAAGUAAAAGACAAAACAAAAAAUAAAAAUAAAAAAAAGGUUGAAAAAAAAAAGAAGAGAAAAAAAACACCUUGUUGUGACUGCAAAUUUGGCUUUACAAACAGAUCUUCUAUGUCAUCUUGCAAUCAAGAUGAUGAUAAAACUGAAAUAAAUGAACAAGAAACUGUUGAUAAUGAGAAUAAAAAUAGUAGGUAUAAAAAAAUGUACGAUUUAAAUAUUCCCUAUAUAGAUGAAAAACAAUCAUCUGAUUUAUCUUUCACCAAUAAUAGACAUCAUAAAAUUAAUUAUCAAAAAGUUGGAAAUACAGAUAAAAAAAAGGAGCCCAACAUUUAUAUAGGGGAUAAGGGUUUUCAAGAAGAUAUAAUAAAUAAUACUAAUUUAAAACAAGACAAAAAUUCAAAUUGGAAUGUAAAGAAGGCAAAAUCCACAAGUAACAUAGAGAGAAUAUGCUCAUCUUGUAAUUUGCCAAAAUCGUCAAAAUUUCAUAUCAAUAAAAGAAAAGUAAAAUCAUUAAAUAAUUUAUCAAAAAAUUUUGAAAUGUUUGAUAAAAUUACUUUAGAAAAUGAUGAAAAAGAGGAUUAUUUACUUUGUAACAAUAACUCUAUUUGUAAUUGUAGUAUAAGCAGUCAUAAUUACAAUAAAAAUAACGAUAGUUUUUUGUUUGAAGAAAAUAGUAAAAACAAUUCGCUAGUUAAUGGAGAUUCUGCCACUAUGUUUGAAUCAAAUUCAUUUAUCAAAUUGCCAUCCCCAGGAAAUAAAGAAAAUAAUAGUUUCAAAAAAAAUCAAAAAGAAUCUACACAAAUAUCUGGAGAAGAAGAUAAUUUAAACUUUGUUACAAAUAAUGAAAUUAGGGAAUAUAAUAUUUUAGAAGAAAAUAAAUACCAAUGCAGGGAUAUAAAAAAAGACAAACUAUAUAAUACGAUAAAAAAAAAAGCGAAAAAUGAAAUCUUUAAUAAUAAUGAGCUUGAUGAAAAAUUGUUAGGAUCAUGUACAAGACCUGGAUAUGAAUAUAUAUUAAAAUGCAACCAUUUAAAUUAUAAUUUUAUUUCAUCUUAUGAGAAAAACAAAAAAAAAUAUGUAACCAUCGAUUUUACUCAUGACUCAGAAGGUAAUGAAAAAGAACAUAUUAUAUGUGGGGAUAUUCUUAUAUUAAUUGGUCAUAAAAAUGCGGAUAAAUAUCACAAGGGGUUUUGUACGUCAUAUUCUUUUCAUACUGGAUUUUUAAAAGGUUCGAAUUCUGAAAUUAUUCAUAUAAGAAAAGAAGAUAUGGAUAUUAAUAGCAAUUAUGAAAAUUAUAUUCCAGAUUCAUGUAAAUUGUCUAUGAUUUUAGAACCUACUACUAAUAAUGAUAAUAUAAAGGCUUAUAAAAAGAUAUUAGUGGAUAAUAAUAGAAUCGAAUAUUUGAAGGAAUUACAAAAACAUGAAGAAAACAAUAUUUUUAUGAAUACAGAAAUAAAUAAUCCAUCAUUUAAUGAGGAUAAAAAAGAAUGUGACAUUAUUAAUAUAGAAAGUGAAAAUAAUAGUGAUAGUCAAGCUAACAAAAAUGAAAUUCUCACAAAUAAUUUGAAACCGAAUGCUUCAACAAAUGUAGAUAGUAUUGAAAAGCAAAAACAAAAACCUUCACUUGAUGGAGAAAAGAAAAGUAGAAGAAGCAUAUUCCAAUUAAUUAAUAAACAAACUAAAAGUGGAAGUAUAGAAAAUGAGGAGAAUCAAAAAGGAGAAGAAGACCAAACCUCGAAAAGCGAAUCUUUUAAAAAACGUUCUGAAAGUUCGGAAGAUGCAAAUCAAAAAAUGGGAGAAACGAAAGAAAUAAAAGAAAAUGCAUUCAAUAAUAUUAGUAAUAAUAAAAAAAUGGAAUUAAAUUCAAGAGUAAACUAUAAUAUAUAUGCAUCAUUUAGUGAAAAGGAAACUAAAUCAAAAUACAGUACAUCUAACAUAACUCAAUUGCUAUCGUCACUAUUUGGAUUCAAAAAUAGAGAUGAUAAAUUUUCAUUAUUAAAAAAACAAAAUGCAGGAUCUUUAUUAUCUUCGAAAAAAACAUUUUCAAAUUUAAUUUCGUUAAAUGAUUUUUUGCAAAGACAAUAUGAAAUAAUAUCAAAACCAUCAGAAAGUUUAUCAAAUUUUGUUUUAAGCCACGUAAAAAAAGUUAACAUGCCAUUAGUGCAAUAUUUAAAAGAAAUAACUUAUUUGUCCAAUUUGGAAAUAUUUUUAUCUUUAAAAAUAUGUAACAAUGAUAUUUAUAAAGCCUUGAAAUUUAUUGAAAUAACCUGGGGUUUAGAUACUGUAAAGGGUGAUAGCAAUAGGAAAGAUAAUAAUAUUAUAUUAAAUGAAAAUAGUAGUAAUGCUACUAUUAAUAAUUCUAAACCUGAUACCUCAAUAGUAAACGAUUUGCCAAAAUGCGGUGAAGAAAAAAUUAAAGAUCCCAUACUUGAAGAAAACAAUAAUAAAAUUUUAUCAAUUUCUGAUAAAAUCCCGAAUAUAUCUCAAGAUAUAAAGUCCACAGAUAUUAAUAAAAUAAAUGUUGAAACUUCUGAUAAAGUAAAUAAAGAUGAAUCUAUAAAUAAUCAAAAUAUAGAACCGUUAUGGAAUAAGAAUAAUAAUGUACUUACAAAUGAAGAAAAUUGUAAUAAUAAAGACAGCUUAAAUAAUACUAUUAAAAUACAGAAUGAAGAAAGUGAAACAUUGCAAACUGAAUGCUUAACAAAGCAUGGAAAAGGUACAAUAAAGGAUUAUGCAAAUAUAUAUGAGAGUAAAAUACAACAAAAAAGGGACUUGAACUCACAUUAUGCUAACAAAAAAUAUAUAAAAAAUAAAGAUACACCAACGGUUGUUACACAUGAAAGCGAUAUCAAAAUUUCCAAAUUUGAAAUUGACAAAGUAGAAUAUGAAAAAGCGGACAGUAUUGAAAUGGUGAAAGAAGAAGAGACGAAAACUGAAUGUAUUGAAAAGAAAAAUGAAAACAUUUCAAGUAUAUCAAGUAACAUAAAAACAGAUGAUAUUCCUUUACAAGAGGAUAAUAAUAUUAAUGAUAAUAUUAGUAAUAAUAUAUUUAAAAAAUUAGAAGAGAGUAAUUUUUUUUAUGCAAAAUUACCUAGUGGUGAUUUGGUUAAGUUAAAAGUCCAAGAUCCACAUAAUUUAUAUGCUCAUGAUAAUGCUCCUUUAUUAUUAAUUGAAUCCGUAAAUCUUUCAGAAAAAUCCAUAAAUAUUCUAGAUGCAUUAAUAAACGAAAAAAAAAAUAAUAAUGAUAUAAAAAACAAUACUAUAACUAGUGAUCAUAGUGUAAGUAAUUUAGAAAAGACAUAUAAUGAAAUAAAUAAAAAAACGGAAGUGGUUGAAUCUAUAAAUAGCAUUGAAACAGAAGAGGGAUCUACUAUUUAUAAAACUUACAAUUCCACCGAUUUUAGAUCGUCCAUUUCAGGAACAAAUUUUAGGGAGAGAGAAUUUUCGACCCAAAAAUCGGAGGAUAUACUUUAUGAGAAUUCGAAAGAGAAAAGGAUCGAAGAAAAGGUUGAAGAAAAAAAGAUAGAAGAAAAGGUUGAAGAAAAAAAAACAGAGGUAGAAACAAAAAAGACGAUGACAAAAAAGGCACCGACGACUAGACCACCGAUGAAAUCGACUUCCGCAAAAACUAUAAUAAAAAAAUCAACACAGAAAAAACCCCCACCACCCCUUCCAAAAUCAUUAGCAAAAGCUGUUCCUACCAAAGAAGCGAUUGAACCGCAACCUGCCGAAAUAUCAAAGAAAGAUUGUAGCAAAAUUAUAACUACUUCUAAAAAAAAUGGAAAAAAAGCGCCAAGCCUUCCAGCAUUUCUUUUAAAUAAAAUGAGUAGUGGAAAAUCAAAAGGUGUUUUAAAAAAAUGUCCACCAGGUCUAUGCUUAAAAAAAGCAGGAGCGCUUGAAGAAAAAAGACCACUAGGUAUUAAAUUACAUUGGCAAUUAUUACCAACACAUAAAAUUGAAGGAACAGUUUUUAACGAAAUAAAAGCUCAAGAAGUUAAAUAUAACUUAAUAGACACAAAAACUGUACAUAAAUUAUUUUCAAGAAUAAAACAAGAAAAAAAAAUUGUAAAGAAAAGUGUAGAAGAUAAGAAAAAAAGUAAUGAAGAAAAAUUAAUUACAGUUCUUGACAGAACAAGAGCACAAAAUAUUGGAAUAUUAUUAAGAUUUCCAAUGAGCACACAAGAAAUAGUAGAUAAAAUAAAUGUAUUUGAUUUAGAAAAUAUUAAUACAGAGUUUUUACAAAAGGUGUUACAUAUAUUACCAACAAAAGAAGAAAGUGAUGGAAUUUUAGAAAAAUUAAAAGGUAAAGAUGUUAAUGAAGAAAGUUUUCGAGAUGUUGAAAGAAAAUUAAUACCUUUUAUUCAUUCAAAUAAAAUUCAAUGUAAAAUUGAAAUAUGUUUAUUUUCAUUAAAAUAUGAUAAAAUAAUAAAUGAUAUAAAUAAAGAUUUAGAUACAUAUGAUCAAGCAAUAAAAGAAGCAAGAUCUAGUCCACGUUUAAGAUCUUUAUUAAAAGCUGUUUUAAAAUGGGGAAAUUAUGUUAACUAUGGAAUAAAUGAUAAUCAAGAUUUAGUUGCAUUAGGAUUUACUUUAUCUUCUGUUUUAAAAUUAACUGAAUUUAAAGCAUCAUUAGAUAGUUCUAUUACAUCUUUACAUUAUAUUACUGUUAGUUUGUGUAUUUCUUUACCCAAUUUAAAUAUGAACCAUUUAGAAAACGAUUUACAAUCUGUCUUAUUAGCAUCUAAGAUGUCAUCCGAAUCUGUUGAUAUUAUGUUUGCAUUAUUAGAUAAAGAAAUAAAUUAUAUUAAGACACAAUUAAAUUUUAAUUUUGAAGAAAAGUUUAUGGAAAAAAUGAAAACAACUUUGCAUGAUAGUGAGACCAAAUAUGUUAAAUCUAUGGAGAGAUAUCAGGAAAUUAAAAAAGAAGUAUAUGAAUUAGGAAAAUAUUUAGGCGAAGAUAUUCCAAAAACAGGAAAUCUAGAAAAUAUAUUUAUUAUUUUAUCAUCUAUUGUUAAUAAUUUUACAAAAUGCUAUAAAGAAAUUUCAGCAAAUACAAAAAAAUUUGCAAUUAUGUUAAAUGAUGAAAAAAUGUUAAAUGAAUAUUAUAAUGUUUUUAAUAAAAAUAAAGGUAAAUAUUCAAGUAAUUUAAAAAAUUCUAACACGGCUAAUAAAAACUCAAUAAAUGAAACUAAUAAAGAAAAAAGUAUUGUAAAAACCAAAGGCCCAUUCAAAAUUAAAAUAAAUAAUACUAAGUCAAGUGCUAAAAAUAAUAACGCUAAACCAUCCAUGUUUCAACUUAAAAAUAUGCUGUUUCGAGAUAUUCAAAAUGCAGCACUUAAAAAAAAUACUAAUACAAGUUCUUUAAAAAACCAAGACGACAAAUCUAUUGAUGAACAGGAUAAUAAAAAAGACACAGACACAAAAGUUGCAGAAAAUCUGAAAGAUGCAAAUAAUACGGAAACCGUCGAAAAGGAAGCUAAAGAUUUAUCUUCAAAAAAUAACGAGAACAAUGGAAAGGAAAAUAGUCAAGAAAUUUCUUGCGCCGAAGCAUUGCCCAUAUCAGUUGAUGUGCCUACUGUUUCCAAUGAUCCUAAUGGUAAUAAUAAAGAGGAUGAUAGUAAAAACAAUAUUGUAGCAACUUCCCCUAUUCUAAAUGAACCCUUAAAAACUGAUCAUUUAAUUAAUGAAGAGGGAACUAAAGACAAGGAAUUAAAAUAA